CAAUGGCCAAUGGGUGACUUCUCCUCUACUAGUCCGACCAUUGUAACCCUGACCCUCCAAAUUUCAUUUCGUAAAAUUUGCUGCAAUUACGAGGGAAAUUCCAUAUUUCUCCACAAAUUAAAGUCUACACUCAUUCCAUUAUUUCCCCUCUCUAUCUAUAAAUUUCGAAUUUCGUAUUUACAGUAUCGAUUCAAGUAACUUCUCGAGUGUAAAAUCAUUGAAGGAAUUUUUUCGACAAAUCCAAAAAUUGAAGAAUGCACAUCAGCCACUCAGAAAAAUCUCCACAAGUUUGUCAUCAGGUGGAGAGCCAUGAUACAAAGUAUGUCUCAGGGCUUAGCACUAUGCUAGUCGCCACGAUUCAAGAAGUGAAAGAUAGAGUUUCCCAGAUAGAAUACAUCUUUUGCAGUCAGCUGUACCCCAAUAUUCAAAAGAGUUCGAAAUCCUUCCAGCAGUUGUACUCAGAAGCCAAGAGUGCUGCUGAAAAUGAGUGGAAGGAGAGGCAAAGUGAACUCGAACUUCAAAUGAAACAACUUUGUCUUGAAAAGGAAAAAGUGCUCGAUGAAUGCAAAGCUUCUAAGGCGGAAAAGUCAAGACUAUUAACCAGGAUAGCUGAGUUGGAGGAUAAGCUGUCAUACAACGUGAAAGAAGUUGAUGAUGGACUGGAAUUGCAUGCUAAAUUACUUGACCUUAUUGAGGUGAAAACUGUCACUCUAAGAGAUAAAGAACGACAGAUCAAAGAGCAUGAAGAAAGAGUGAAGCUUCUUGUUAUUAAAUCAGAAGAACUUGAGGGAAACAUUAAUGCACUUAACAAGAAGCUUCAGGAGAAGAAUGGAGAGCUAACCAAGGAAAAAGAGUUGACAAAGGAGUUGCAGAGGCAAAUAGAGUCACAAGAGCUGAAGAUAACGACUGCUGAACAGAUGCUGAGCGAUAAUGAAGAAGAAAAGAAAGAAUUCUCAGUGAAGCUGAAAAAUAUGGAAGCCAGUUUGGAUGGUCUCAGAAAUGAGCUUAGGAUAAAGAUUGCUGAAGCAGAUGAAAAAAAUCAGUUGCAAGAGAAAUUAGUACUGCAACUCAAUUCGUAUGGCACAGAGCUGACAAAGAAGAAUCAGCAGCUGUCUGCUCAUGAGCGAGAGAAACAUAUCCUUUUGUCAAGAGUAAACCAUCUACAGAACAAAGGGAAAGAGCUUCAAGAGAGUCUCAGAGAGGGGAGUGCUGGAGUAACAGAUAUAAGAGAUCCUCGUUAUGAUUUGGCCAAGCAGGUUGAACAGAAAACUUCAGAGCUAGCAGCGGAGAGGCAGAGAUUAAAAGAUUAUACUACAGCUUAUAAAAAGCUCAAGUCUCAGCACUGCUUUUUGCUUAAAAAGUUUGGUCUCGCUGACAAAGAUCUUCUGCUUCAAAUGAAAGAAGAAUAUAGUGAUCCAUUGAAGAAUGAUGAAACAAACAUCACAUUAUCUGAAAUUAAGAAGAAAAUUCCAGUGAGUAAUGUGGUGGCUUGUGAGUUGAACAAAGUAAAGCAAGAGAUUAAGACUAUGGAGUGCUCAGAUGAUGAGAAACUGGGAAGACUAGAUCAGAGUGUAAGUUCCAAAUCUUUAUCUGGUUCUGACUCUCCUACUGCAAUCGGUUGGACCACUAGUAGGAACUUGGGCUCAUUAGCUGGUGGAAAGCGCCCAGGAUCUGGGUGGAGAGAGACUCGGUCUCGUCAAAGUCCUGGUGGACCUGAUCCACAUGAUGAUUUUCUUGAUACACCCUAUGAAAACAUUAGGGGAAAUUUGCACAAGACCUCAAAAGAUAGAGUGCGUGGUGUUCCAGCUGAGCAUUCGAAAGGCAUGAACUCAGAUGAAGAGACGCAGGACAUGGAAGCUGAACCUGGACCCAAAAGGCAGCAUUCGAAAGACAUGAAUUCAGAUGAUGAGACACAGGACAUGAAGGCUGAACCUGGACCCAAAAGACAGCAUUCGAAAGACUUGAAUUCAGAUGAAGAGACACAGGACAUGAAAGCUGAUCCUGGACCCAAAAGACAGCAAUUGCAAGCUCCUACAUCUGGACCAAAAGGAUUUAAAUAUGUGGAACCUGUUAGGAAGAAGGCAGAGCGGCAAGACUUGAACGGAGUAGAGUGCAAGCAGUGCAAAAAGUUUUACGAUGCUGUCCUGCCUGACGUUGUGUCCAAAAAUGGAGAAGUUAGUAAACAGAAUUUUCGAUGUGAGCAUCAUGAUGGGGUUUCAAGGCAUAGGUACAGGUAUGUACCUCCUAUGACCCCUGAAGGAUUUUGGAAUAUUGGAUUUGACAGUGAAACUUAGUUUAAUGGAUUGUAUACUGUUAUCUCUUUUAUAUCCAUCAUAAGUGCUAUAGUCCAUUCUAGUCUGUGCUCAAUGUUAGAGAGGACAAAGUCCUUGAGGAUGGAGCUGAUCCUCUAAAUUGCUGGCCUUGUUUUAAAUAAUUCUUGUAAAUUUAUUAGAAUUUAGAUCUUUGCUAUUUCCACCUCUAGCAUGUCAGAAUCAGCAUUUGGUCUAAAGUGAUAGAAUUGGCUAUGAUCAGUCAGCACAGAAACUGUGUCAAAAGAUAUUGGUCUAUAGCCUUGUUUGACCUGUAGUGCUGUGUGGUUUGGUUUAGAGAAUCUACAUAUACUGCUGUUUACUAAUUAGUAUCCCUGGGAAUCGGCAUGAGAUUAAAGUUUCAGUUUAAGAUGUUAUGCUUAUAUAUUGAUCUACCAGAUAUCUUCUAAUA
Molecule: messenger RNA, 2721 nt
Organism: Beta vulgaris subsp. vulgaris (sugar beet)
Lineage: Eukaryota; Viridiplantae; Streptophyta; Magnoliopsida; Caryophyllales; Amaranthaceae
Product: protein gamma response 1
Exons: 3
Coding region: 255-2294 (679 amino acids)
Biological process (GO): double-strand break repair via homologous recombination; DNA double-strand break processing involved in repair via single-strand annealing
Cellular component (GO): site of double-strand break
Molecular function (GO): damaged DNA binding; double-strand/single-strand DNA junction binding; single-stranded DNA binding
Source: RefSeq, a predicted model, not a curated record